ACUAAAAGCGAGACCGCUAAAUUUAGUCAAUGCUGUUCGAAUUCCACCAUCUCUGGUUGUAAUGUCACCAACCAAAUUUGAAGAAUAUCAAAGUUUGAUGUCUCUAUUCUUUCAAGAUGUAUGCCUAUGGCAUGUGUUUUCAACACUUCCAGAUUAUGGAUCCCUGAUUCAAGUGCUUCUCAUCGUGUGUCUUGUAAUUGUUAUGGUUGUUAUAUAUAUCUAACCUCAAAGUUUACCAUUAAUCACUCUUGCUAACAGUCUUCAAGCACGAACAACAGGCGUAUGGCAGGAUCUCCCACAGAUCCCACUCAUUUUUACCCAUGGGCAAUGUCUUUGAAAUUUGGAUCCACUGAUAAUCAGAUUGAGCACCAAAAAUGGUGGAAAUGGAGGUCAUCUGGUUCCGAUGGAGGAUCCUCAUCAUCAUCAUCAGUGUACAAACAAGUAGAACCGUCAUCUAUUGUUCUACCGCUUUAUGGAAAUGUUUAUCCCAAAGGAUUUUAUUUUGUCCAAGUGGAUAUAGGACACCCUUCGAAGCCCUUUUUUCUUGAUCCGGAUACGGGCAGUGAUCUUACUUGGCUUCAAUGUGAUGCUCCUUGUGUCCACUGUACGAGGGCACAUCACCCUUUCUACAAGCCCAACAAUGACCUUGUGAUUUGCAACGACCCCCUAUGUGCAUCUCUGCAUUCAGGUGACUAUAAAUGUGAGACACUGGAGCAAUGUGAUUACGAGGUCGAGUAUGCAGAUGGUGGUUCGUCUCUUGGUGUCUUACUUAAUGAUGUCUUUUCUCUCAAGCUCAGCAAUGGGGCUAAGGUUAACCCUCAUCUUGCUCUCGGGUGUGGAUAUGAUCAGAUAGCUGGUGCAUCUCACCAUCCCUCAGAUGGGGUACUCGGCCUUGGGAAAGGCAGAACCAGCCUUAUUUCACAGUUAAAGAAUCUGGGUCUGGUUAGGAAUGUGGUUGGCCACUGCUUGAGUGGACGAGGUGGAGGUUAUCUCUUCCUUGGGGACGAUGUGUAUGAUGCCUCGCAUGUGACUUGGACACCAAUGUCACACGAUUUAACGAAUCACUACUCUCCAGGCCAUGCUGAGCUACUUUUUGGUGGUAAAAGUACUGGAGUAAAGAAUCUGCAUGUAGUGUUUGAUAGCGGGAGCUCUUAUAGCUAUCUUAACUCGCAACCAUAUGAAGCUUUCCUUUAUUCAGUGGAGAAAGAACUCAGGGGUAAGCCCCUACAAGAAGCGAACAAUGACCCUACUCUUCCGUUUUGUUGGAAGGGAAAGAAGCCCUUUGUUAGCAUCAGUGAAGUGAAGAAAUACUUCAAGUCCUUUGCUCUCAGCUUUUCUAAGGGAUGGAAAUCCAAAGCUCAGUUUGAGAUGCCCCCAGAGUCUUAUCUUAUCAUCUCUUCAAAGGGCAGUGUUUGCUUGGGGGUUCUGAAUGGCACAGAAGCAGGGCUGCAGAAUUUCAACAUAAUCGGAGAUGUGUCUAUGCAAGAUAAAAUGGUGAUUUUUGACAAUGAGAAGAACGUUAUAGGUUGGGCUCGUGCAAACUGUGAUCACCCGCCAGUUUCCAAUAUUGUUUUCAUCUAAACUCAAUUUCCAGACUUGCCCUUUG
This is a messenger RNA of Cuscuta campestris, 1606 nucleotides long. The record is from the annotation of a GenBank genome assembly. Lineage: Eukaryota; Viridiplantae; Streptophyta; Magnoliopsida; Solanales; Convolvulaceae.